Trichophyton verrucosum HKI 0517 is the source of this 567-nucleotide messenger RNA. RefSeq lists its product as uncharacterized. The transcript is spliced from 2 exons. The record is from RefSeq and is a predicted model, not a curated record. NCBI's taxonomy places the organism in Eukaryota, Fungi, Ascomycota, Eurotiomycetes, Onygenales, Arthrodermataceae. The coding region runs from base 1 to 567 and encodes 188 amino acids.
AUGAGACGGACGGUUCGACCGCUUGGAUCCUCGACUGGGUUCGCCUUGUCUCUCGUCGGUGGUCCUGUCGGGGGUCGUCUGUCGUCGGUUCGGGACAGACUCGGGGCGAAGAGGAAGAGAGAGGAAGAGAGAGGAAGAGAGAAGAGAGAAGAGAAGAGAGAGCCAGAGAUGAAGGAGAAGAAGAGAAGAAGAAGCUGGACGAGGGCGAAGGAGGAGGAAGAAGAAGAAGAAGAGCGAAGAGAGAGAGAGAGAGAAGGAAGAAAGAAGGUUGAACGAGCGAAAAAGCGACGCCAGAAGAAGAAGAAGCGCAGGAGAAAGAAAAAAAAAAGAGGACGCCAAGCCAGGAAAGGGAAGGGAGAAGGCGUAAAGACGUUACGGGACGGCAGAAAGGGCAAAGAAGAGGGCGAGAAGAGGGCGAGAAGAGGGCGAGAAGAUGGCUGCAGGCGGCGGGCGAUACGAGGUGGUUACGACAGUGAUACGCUGAUGAUACACGACGAUACACGACGAUACAGCGAUACCGACGAUACAGACGCCACAGAAGAAGAGAAGAAGAAGAAGAAGAAGUAA